AUGGUGCUGUUCAGGCUGAUUAACCCGGCACCUCUGACGGAGAAGGUGCAGUCCCGGCAGGGGAACAUCUAUUUAUACAGGGCCAUGUGGCUAAUUGGUUGGAUUCCUCCCAAAGAGGGAGUCCUGCGAUACAUCUACCUCUUCUGGACCUGCGUGCCAUUCGCCUUCGGAGUGUUCUACCUGCCCGUGGGCUUCAUCAUCAGUUACGUACAGGAAUUCAAGAAUUUCACUCCCGGCGAGUUCCUCACCUCGUUGCAGGUGUGCAUCAAUGUCUAUGGGGCUUCUGUUAAGUCAACCAUCACCUACUUGUUCCUCUGGCGAUUGAGGAAAACAGAGAUGCUUUUGGAUUCUCUGGACAAGAGGCUGCAGAACGACAGCGACCGGGAUAGGAUCCACAACAUGGUGGCCCGCUGCAAUUAUGCUUUCCUGAUCUACAGCUUCAUCUACUGCGGAUAUGCGGGCUCCACUUUCCUGUCCUAUGCCCUCAGUGGUCGUCCUCCGUGGUCCGUCUAUAAUCCUUUCCUGGACUGGCGCGAUGGCCUGGGCAGUUUGUGGAUCCAGGCCAUCUUCGAGUACAUCACCAUGUCCUUUGCUGUGCUGCAGGAUCAGCUGUCCGAUACGUACCCCUUGAUGUUCACCAUCAUGUUCCGGGCCCACAUGGAGGUUCUGAAGGAUCACGUACGCAAUCUCCGCACGGAUCCCGACCGGAGCGAGGCGGAUAACUAUCAGGACUUGGUUAACUGCGUAAUGGAUCACAAGACGAUAUUGAAAUGCUGUGACAUGAUUCGACCUAUGAUAUCCCGCACCAUCUUCGUGCAGUUCGCUCUGAUUGGAUCCGUUUUGGGCCUGACCCUGGUCAAUGUCUUCUUCUUCUCGAACUUCUGGAAGGGAGUGGCCUCUCUGCUGUUCGUCAUCACCAUUCUGCUGCAGACCUUCCCCUUCUGCUACACCUGCAACCUGCUAAUCGACGAUGCCCAGGAGCUGUCCAACACGAUUUUCCAAUCCAACUGGGUUGAUGCCGAGCCGCGAUACAGGGCCACAUUGGUCCACUUCAUGCACCAUGUCCAGCAGCCGAUUAUCUUCAUAGCAGGAGGCAUAUUCCCCAUCUCCAUGAACAGCAACAUAAGCGUGGCCAAGUUCGCCUUCAGCAUCAUUACUAUAGUGCGACAAAUGAAUCUGGCCGAGCAGUUCCAGUAGAAUUAGCUAACAAAAAUGAUUUCGAAUUAUCCUGCCCUUAAAAAAUGUACCCCCGGCUAUUCUUUAUGCCUGUGAUUUGCAUAAAAUGUGUAUUUGUUGUGGCUUAUCUCGUAA
Molecule: messenger RNA, 1311 nt
Organism: Drosophila eugracilis
Lineage: Eukaryota; Metazoa; Arthropoda; Insecta; Diptera; Drosophilidae
Gene: Or59b
Product: odorant receptor 59b
Exons: 3
Coding region: 1-1197 (398 amino acids)
Biological process (GO): sensory perception of smell; detection of chemical stimulus involved in sensory perception of smell
Cellular component (GO): plasma membrane
Molecular function (GO): odorant binding; olfactory receptor activity
Source: RefSeq, a predicted model, not a curated record